AGCGGUGGAAUCGUUUUUCCGGAGCGAUGCCGACGUUAUCGAGAAAGUAGCAUCUCUUUUCCCAGUCCCACCGCAGUCGACGGGAAGAUUUGCGCAAACCAGCGUCUGCGGGGGAGGGGAGGCGCUGGAAGCCUCCGAAAUAUAUCAGGAAAACAACGAGGAAAGCGUGAAAGGAAUACUUUUAGAAAUACGAACACGUGGAAGAACGACGGAGACUUCCCUUAGACUGAAAUAGCUGCUAAUUUAAAAGAGUCAUAUACGGGCUAUAUAUGAUUGUCUCACAAUUGUUAGCCUCAACUUUAGAACUCAAUUGGAGUAGGCUGUUGGUGAUAUUACGAUGAGCUCUCUCUGUCGGCGCAUAUCUAUGUAAAACUCUCAUUUUAUCGCCUGGAAGUAGCUGCGCACAACAUUUAGAAAAAGAGAAAAGGGUCAGUAUGGAAAGUCCUGGUAGAAGAACGGAGGCGUUGAGGUGGACAUUCAUACGGGACUCACUUCUACUUUGUCUGUUCGCUGGCCAAAGUGAGGCUCAGUGUGAUGGCUGUGUGGAUUACUGCUGUGAAGGCAACCCGCCUUUCUGCUGCUCUUACUACGCUUAUGUGGGGGAUGUCUUGUCGGGCACAGCGAUCUCGGGCAUCGUGUUUGGCGUGGUGUUUCUGAUGGGAGCGGUGGCAGCCUUCUUCCUUUGUGUGUGUAUGUGUGUGAAGAAUGGGAGAGGGGCACGUGUCGGGGUGUUCAACACCUCUUAUAUCAACACUGUGAGCCAGGGCUACCCAGGACCUCCACCUCCGUACUCAUAUGAUUACGAGAUGUACCCCCCGGCCGUGUGCCCCCCUCCCUAUAGCCCCACCCCACCCAGGACAGACAACUACUCGCCACCCCCUCCGUAUCCUGGCUGCAAUCGAAAAUAAGCCGGCCCUCUGACAUGACUUGAAUAAACAAAGAGCAGAAUCCCUUGACCCUAAAUAAAAGUGCACAGAAUGGGUUAUGUGGUGGACUUGCCAAGUACACUGCACAUAUUGCUGUUUGAACUUUUGGAUCACCUAUCAUGACUCUAUGGACUGGACCAUUUUUACCUUGUCAUGUGGGUGUGAUUUGGAAUGUUUUCUUGCUUAAUGUUGUUGGGGAAGAACUUCUGUGAAUUGCCUAAAAUUACAGAUUGAUUCCCUUUUAACCAUUUUAAGUGAGAGCAUGUGUCGAUAUACAUUCCCCUAAAGGAUUAUUAGGAACAGCUGUUCAAUUUCUCAUUAAUGCAAUUAUCUAAUCAACCA
Messenger RNA from Esox lucius (northern pike), 1268 nucleotides. RefSeq names its product cysteine/tyrosine-rich 1 (gene cyyr1). The coding region runs from base 435 to 908 and encodes 157 amino acids. The transcript is spliced from 4 exons. Lineage: Eukaryota; Metazoa; Chordata; Actinopteri; Esociformes; Esocidae. The record is from RefSeq and is a predicted model, not a curated record.